CCGCACAGCCCCUCCCACCCCGGAAGUGACGUCACCAGCGCCAGAGCCGAACAGCAACAGCGGAGGUGUUGUUCAUGGCCAACUAGGAAGUUUUCCUGAUUUUACUGAAGUUUCCUCCUCAGCCUUCACGAUGUCGGGACGAACCUGCGCGGGGCUCACCGCGGCGCUCGCGCUCGCCGUCGUGCUCGUCACCGUGGGAGAAUGUCAGACAACCGCGCCGACACCAGCCCCCUGCUCCACCUACAGAAGCUGCGACAGCUGCGUCCCGCAUGCCAAGUGUCUGUGGUGCCUCACUACCAACAACUGCAGCGACUACCCUGUCAGCUGGUUGCUGCCGCCGCCUUCGCUCUGCCCGCUGGCCGAGGCUCGCUGGGGCGUGUGCUGGUUGAACUUCGAGGCCCUGAUCAUCACGCUGGGUGUGCUGGGUGGAUUCCUUUUGAUCAGCAUCACGGUCUGCUGCUGCUACUGCUGCUGCUGCAGGAGGACGCGCUCGUCAAGGUCUGACAGAGACGAGGAGAGAUUGGCCAGGAGGAGGGAGGAGAUCAGACAGCGCUCUGAAGAACGGAAAGUGGAGAGGAAGACUCGGCACGACGAGAUUCGCAGGAAGUACGGGCUGAUUGGUGACGCUGACCACCCCUACAGCAAGUUCGAGAACGAGUGAAGCCACCGCAGCGGCUCACCCCCACGGCCCCACCCCCACCUUUAGACGUCUUCUAUUUCAUCCACACACCAAUGACAGGAACCGUGCAGGCAGCAGAGGACACGAAAGGUUCCAGAAGAACCCGUGGAAGAUGGAGCAGAUGGAAGAACGUGUCAUUUUUACUUAUUGCAUCAUUCAUAACAAUGAAACUUGUUUUUAAUUAUUCUUCUGUCAUUUUUAAUCACAAAAUCUCUUUUUCCAUUUCCUGCUCUUAUUGAUCUUUAUACACUGUUGCUUUCUGGAUGAUAUUGUAGCAGUGAUGUGUUCAAGCACACAAAUAAAGAGUAAAGAAACGACUGAAA
Molecule: messenger RNA, 1002 nt
Organism: Oryzias melastigma (Indian medaka)
Lineage: Eukaryota; Metazoa; Chordata; Actinopteri; Beloniformes; Adrianichthyidae
Product: pituitary tumor-transforming gene 1 protein-interacting protein
Exons: 7
Coding region: 131-661 (176 amino acids)
Biological process (GO): protein import into nucleus
Cellular component (GO): cytoplasm; nucleus
Source: RefSeq, a predicted model, not a curated record